AUGGCUUCUCUUCAAGUGUUGUUCUUCAUGUUGGUGUCAUCCUACUGCUUCACUUUCAUGUCAAGUAGGCCGACAGGUGUCCACCUGCGGAGCAUGAACAACUUCAUCCAUGCGGUGCAACAGGUGGAAGAGUCCAACCCGGGUCUCUGCCCGCUGUCAAUGAUCAGGGCCCUUCGCCGGACCGCUGGUCAUGACGACGCCAUGACUAUCCACUUCUUGGGGGCUUCGAAUAAUCUUUCUGACAUCGCGGGGCUGGAGACGGCCAUUCUCAAUGCCUCGUCCUUCAGCUUCUUUGACAAGGCAGUUCACCACAUGAUAACAGACAGCGGCGAAGAGCGAGGCGUGACACUUGCCCCGGACGGCACCACGGUGGCCUUGGCACCUUUGCUGUUGGGCAUUGAAUGUGGACUCAAAGCCAAACUGGAGGGGAACUCGACCAUUGGGCUCUUCCCACUCACCUUGGGAAGGCCGCUCGGGUUAACUUUCCUGAGCCUCCAGGACAUUCCCGUGUCUAACCGUUUAGGCCCCGACGGGUGUUGGGACAGCGUAGAGCGCCCCAAGGUGUUUAAAAUUUUUUGGCCUGCUACCCUGGCCACCGAUGCAGUUAUCAACGGGGGUAUGGAUGGAUUAAUACUUGGCACGGAUAUCAGCCAACUACCUAAUUCUAAAGAACCUCCUGCUCUUAGUGAGAUCCUGCAAGAAUACUAUAAUUUUAUUCUGCAAGCAGACCAUGGUCUUGAUACUUUGUCCAGACAUAUCAGUCCAAGGCGGAGGGAAAUCUCUCGAUCCAUCCUGGAGCCCCUUGACCUUCAGAAGGAGCUGAUGGACACACUCACACUGGUCUGGAGGUUGGAGAAGACCGAGUGGAUUGCGUUGGACACUGGGGUCAACAAGGCGGUCAAGGAAGGACUAAAAGAAUUUGUGCACAAGUAUUGGGAUUGUCCUCAAAUCAUCCCUCGCUGCCAAUGGAGGGCAAACGAUCGCAAGGAAACCCCCAUCCCGCUGUCCCUGCCACUCCACUUUCUCUACGUUCACCACACCUAUGAGCCCUCGCAGCCCUGCCUGUCCUUUUCACAGUGUUCCAUGGACAUGAGGGCCAUGCAGCGCUUCCACCAGGAAGUCCGUAACUGGAGUGACAUUGGAUACAGCUUCGUGGUGGGCUCCGAUGGUUAUGUCUACGAAGGCCGCGGUUGGAACCUCCUCGGCACGCACACGCGAGGACACAACAGUCGUGGCUUUGGAGUGUCGAUCAUCGGCAACUAUACGUCCGCUCUUCCGUCACGACACGCCAUGGACCUUCUACGCCAUCGUUUGACACGAUGUGCAGUGGACGGAGGGAGGCUUGUGGCCAACUACACUGUUCACGGCCACAGGCAGAUGGUCAACUACACUUCCUGUCCUGGUGAUGCCUUCUUCUCCGAAAUAACAAAAUGGGACCAUUUCAGAAACUGA
This is a messenger RNA of Nerophis lumbriciformis (worm pipefish), 1452 nucleotides long. NCBI's taxonomy places the organism in Eukaryota, Metazoa, Chordata, Actinopteri, Syngnathiformes, Syngnathidae. The record is from RefSeq and is a predicted model, not a curated record.